AUGUCGUCAGGGCGGCGCUGUGACCGGCCAGUGGGCGGCAUGGCGCUGAGCUCCAGGUCCAGCCGCGGGUUCCGAGAAGUGCUCAUGGUCUGGGGCCGCAGCCAGAACCUGUCCACCCAGGGGCAGUUCAUCCUGCUGGGCUUCCCGGGGCCACGGGGCCUACAGGUUGGGCUCUUCCUGCUGUUCCUGGUCAUGUACGCGCUCACGGUGGCUGGGAACCUGGCCAUCAUCACGCUGGUCAGGGCGCACCGGCACCUGCAGACGCCCAUGUACUUCUUCCUCUGCAACCUCUCCUUCCUGGAGAUCUGGUUCACCACGGCCUGCGUGCCCAAGACCCUGGCCACCUUCGCCUCGCAGAGCGGAGCCAUCUCCUUCGCCGGCUGUGUGGCACAGAUGUACUUCGUCUUCUCGCUGGGCUGCACCGAGUACUUCCUGCUGGCGGCCAUGGCCUACGACCGCUACCUGGCCAUCUGUCUGCCACUGCGCUACGGCAGCAUCAUGACGCCCAGCCUCUCUGCCCACCUUGCCCUGGGCUCCUGGCUGUGCGGCUUCUCUGCCAUCACAGUGCCAGCCGCCCUCAUCACCCGCCUCUCCUUCUGUGGCUCCCGCAUCAUCAACCACUUCUUCUGCGACAUCGCGCCCUGGAUUGUGCUGUCCUGCAGCGACAGGCGGCCAGUGGAGCUGGCGUCCUUUGGCAUCGCCUUCUGCGUCAUCCUGGGCUCCUGCUUCAUCACGCUGGUCUCCUACGCCUACAUCAUCGUCACCAUCGUCGGGAUCCCCUCGGCCCAGGGUCGGGGCAGGGCCUUCUCCACCUGCUCCUCCCACCUCACAGUGGUCCUCAUCUGGUACGGCUCCACCGUCUUCCUGCAUGUGAGGACCUCGGUGGAGAGCUCGCUGGACCUGACCAAGGCCAUCACCGUGCUCAACACCAUCAUCACCCCGGUGCUGAACCCCUUCAUCUACACCCUGAGGAAUAAGGAUGUCAAGGAGGCUCUGCGGAGGUGGGUGUGGGGGAAGUGGGCCCCUGGGGACCACUCUGCACAGCUGAAAAUGGCACUCUGAUGUCACCAAGUGCAGGAGGGACCACUGGGCAGUCCAAGGAGGCAGCCCCCAUCCCAGCCUGGGAGUUUCUGUUCUUCUCACAGGCCUUGCCAAGUAGUGCUUCAGCCCCUGGGGUUUCAGACACAGAUCCUGGAAGAGAAAUGGGGACACACAGUCCCCCAGAAGCACCACGUGUACAUACAGACACCCACCGCCCACAAGUACUAGGGGUGGGACCAGCCUGUGAGUCCCCGCCUUGGUCUGGGCCUUGGAGGGGCUGAUGGCUGUCGUUAGUGAAAAAUUGGCUGUCCUGUACCUCAGACUUCUUCCCAACGCCGAUACCUGCAGCCUCCUGAGCUGUCCCUCCAGGCGGCCAGAGGAGGUUAUCCACAGAGGGGAGAACUCAGAGGAACAGGGUGUAAACCUCUAGGAAAGCCCAGCAGCCUGUGGGCUGUUUGGGAUCAGUGUGUGGGUUUGGGAGCCUCAGAACACAGACACCAGGGCUCACACCCUCCUGGAGUCUGGGAUCUACUGGCCUCAGAGGGAGGGGGCUGGGUGCGUUUUGUGAGUGGCUAAGUCCCGGGAGGCCCUCGGGGGUCCAGAGCCUCUGUGAGGGGCCAAAACUGGCCCAGCAGCCCACCCUGACUUAUUCUUGGAGCAGCAUGCAUGGAGUUGGAAACCAUCUCUGAAGCUGUGUGUGUGGGUUUAACCCUCUCCAGCAUGACUUGGGCAAGUCACAAAACCAC
Camelus dromedarius (Arabian camel) is the source of this 1787-nucleotide messenger RNA. RefSeq names its product olfactory receptor 287. Gene Ontology annotation, cellular component: membrane. The record is from RefSeq and is a predicted model, not a curated record. The coding region runs from base 1 to 1062 and encodes 353 amino acids. Lineage: Eukaryota; Metazoa; Chordata; Mammalia; Artiodactyla; Camelidae. The transcript has 2 exons. Gene Ontology annotation, molecular function: olfactory receptor activity; G protein-coupled receptor activity. Gene Ontology annotation, biological process: G protein-coupled receptor signaling pathway.